Molecule: messenger RNA, 2406 nt
Organism: Naegleria gruberi
Lineage: Eukaryota; Heterolobosea; Eutetramitea; Acrasida; Naegleriidae
Exons: 2
Coding region: 1-2355 (784 amino acids)
Biological process (GO): regulation of GTPase activity
Cellular component (GO): cytoplasm
Source: RefSeq, a predicted model, not a curated record
AUGUCCGAUGAUAGUUUGAAUACCUUCUCGAGCACCAAUACUUCAUCAGAAAGUGAUGGUGUUCAAAAUGAUACAACUGCACACACAGAUACCAUGACUGAAUCGGAUGUUGUUACUGUUGUUCCAUCAGUUCCAACUAAUUCAAACAAAAAGGCUUUUCAUCCUGAUAAUUAUGAAAUUAUUUAUGAAGAGGCAAUCAAAAACCCAGAAUUUAGAAGCCUUUUCCGCAAAGUACAAUCAGGAGAAUGUAGUGAAGAACCUUUUGAGUUUUUAAAGAUGACCGAUGAAUAUGUUGCCAGUUAUCAGAGCAUGCAUAGUAGAAAGGAGUUUCAAGCGGUCUUUUCUUCUGGAAAUUCUACUUCUACUUCCUCUACUAAUCCCUCCACAGCAACAACGACAACUACCUCAUCCAAUAGCAGUACGAGCAAUAAUAAUAAUAUUCAGAAUAAUAAUUCAUCCACACCUACCAAUCAACAACAACCAUCAUCCCUAUCAAGCAGUGUUAACACCACCAGCAGUCAAAUUGGUAUUAUUAUCGCGAAUGAUAAUAACACCAUGACACUCCCACAAAUGGUUCUCACAAGCGACACUACACAACACCCAGCUGAAAUGGUAACUUCUCCAGCCUCACCAAGCUCAAAGCCAAACAUACAAAACACAACUCCAAACAAUAUUGCUAACAGUAACACCUCCACUACUACUAGGAGAGAUCAAACUGGAUGUCUGGCUCCUCUGAUUAGAUCUACUCUGGGUACCUUAGGUGGUGUAGUAUGUGUCGCAAGUACCACCAUUCCUACCACUAGCUCAAAUUCACAUUCUAAUCUCUCCCGAGUUAUUUCAGACUUGACAAAGCUUAAACAUUCAGCAGGUGCGAUAUAUGAUCACUUUUUAAAACCAAACUCAAGCUACCAACUCAAUUUGGGAUGGAAUAAGGCAAAAAUCUUGGCGAAUUGGGAGAGUAUUCACAAACAGUUUGAAAAUCUAAUUGGAAAAUCUGAGGAGGUUGAAGAUUUACAAGCUCUUUCAGAUUUGAUAACAAGGUUACAUCCUGUUAAUUUAUUCCGUGAUGUUAUUGAAAAGGUUCAUUUGGAUUUAAAGAUGGACCAAUUUCCAAGAUUUGUUCGUUCAAACGCUUGUAAAACUUUCUUUAAGAGAAAGGGAGAACAGUUUAUGAGGCAAAUGGCCUUUGAUAUUUCUAAAGGGUAUAAAGUAGAUUUGAGAUUUAAGCCUCAAGAUUUGAGGAAGGAUGUGGUAACAGACAGUGAUAUUUACUUUGGUUUCACACUAGCAGAGGAUACACCUGAUUGGGAACUUUUUUUUGAUGAAAACAAUACACAAUGCUAUCUUUCGAAAGAGACUUAUUCUUUCGAUCCACAGAAAAUGAAGGGAAUGAAAUUAGCAAAGACAGUAAUGCUUCUCCCUUAUGCACUUGAAGAUUGUUGGGCAAUGUUUUGGCAUGGAGAUUUCCACAAAAUUUAUGAUCCUCUGUCGUUCAGUGAAAAUACUUUUGUACAUUAUACACCACCAUCACCACAAGUGCAAGAAGAUGGUAGUAACUAUUUUGGAAAAACUUAUGGAAGAACAGUUAUUGACUUGUCUAUGCCUUUGCUGAAAAAGAGAGUUUAUGAUUACAUUUACUGUACUGUCUGGGAUGAUGGUUUGGAUGCAUUUAUUAAUGUUGGUAAAUCUGUGGACCCAUCUAUUACAUCAAAAUAUCUAUCAGAAGAGGAAAAUAAGAAAACAGAAAACUAUGUAGAAGCUCCUGGCUUGUUCUAUCACAUCUUUACUAGAACUCAUGAAGGUAAAACUAGAUAUUGCCAAAUGACCUAUUUUGAUUUAGGUUUACCACUCAAUUCAGACUUUAUUUUCAAGAUGAUUUGGAGGAAGAGAACAAAAAUCUAUCGGGAUGGAUUUAUUCAAGUUCUUAACCAUUUAACAGAUAAGGGAAAGAAGAAGGCGGACCACUCGAAGCUUGUAGACAGUCUCUACUUUAAAAGACCUGUUGACGAUUUGAAAAAGAUCAGAUCCUAUAGAUCGUGGCAUGAUGAAUGGCAAAAAAUUUUGGGAAAGAUCUCUCCUGAUGUGGUCACAAAACCAGAUCCUCUUUUACUUGUUCAAACAGAACCAGCAGACCCUAAAUCUAGUACAUCUACAGAACCAGAAUCAGUUAGAAUAGUACUUAAACAAGAAGAAGAGGCUACCCAGCAGGAAUUGCAAAUUUCACAAGAAAAUAACUCUCAAAGAAUUAUCCUUUCCAAUGAGGAGGAAAUUGUAAUCAUUGAAGAAGAUGAAGAUACUCUUCAAACAAGAGACAAUACAAAAGCAAGAGAUGAACCUGAAGACCCAAAACCUUAAAAACAACUUUACAAUUUGAUUUCACUUUAUUAAAUUAAUUAAAUAAGUCUU